ACUGAAGCCCAACUCUGUUCUCACCAAAAUGGGAUGACUUUAAGUUAUUAACUUGAAGAAAUCCUGUCUUUUAAUUUGGAUAUUGAAGAAUUCCUACUUUUGAUAAACUCACAAGAUAUGAUUUAACAUUCUGUGAUGGAAGUAGGCUGUGUGUGGAAUACAUACUUACUUGCAAAUGUCCUCAAUCUAUUACUACACAGUUGUGUCUGUGUAGAUCUGAGCUAUCAUGUAGAAGAAGAAAGCAGUCCCUUUACUUUUGUUGGGGAUAUUGCUGCUGACACACAGAUGGAAGAAACGGACUCUCUUGUGGGAAAUAACUUCAUCACAUACAACCAAAUGCAACAGCAAUGGACAGAGAAUUCACAUUUAUUCAAUGUCACACAAGAUGGUAAAUUGUACACGGCUCAAACAUUGGAUGCUGAGAAACUGUGUACAUAUGAAUCAGAGUGUGUUAGAUACAUCAAAGUUGCUGUACAUAGAAGGAAGACAUUUUUGAAAAUUAUUAAAAUUAAAGUAAUUAUAGAAGACAUUAACGAUCACAGCCCUGAGUUUCCUCAGACACAACUGAAUAUUACAUAUGAUGAAGAUGAUGGAGAAGGAGCCGAAAGAUUAAUUCCCGAAGCCUUCGACAAAGAUGUUGGAAUGGAAAACUCAGAAGUUACAUACAAAUUGAAGAAACAAUUUAGUGAUCCAUUUAUAUUGUCUGUGAGGAAAACUAUCACUGGAGGGGCAAAGAUAGGAAUUGUUCUUGGAGACAAACUAGACAGAGAAAUACAAGAUAGUUACAAUCUAGAAGUGAUAGCUAAUGAUGGAGGACAACCUUCAAAACAAGGAAUUCUACAUGUUCAUAUAAAAAUAAUUGAUGUGAAUGAUAACUCACCAGUUUUUUCAAAACAUAUUUACAAUAUUUCCAUCAAAAAUACACAUCCUAACAACAACCCUAUUUUGACAUUGUCUGCAAAAGACCCAGAUUCUGGCAAUAAUGGUAAAGUGUCUUAUUUUAUGAGUUCAAAAACACCAGAACGCACAAGAAGACAUUUCAGACUGAACCAACAGACUGGGGAAUUAUUUGUAGAAAAACCAUUAACAUCACAAACAAAGAAUAUUCUCAAGAUGUAUGUGGAGGCCAAAGAUGGUGGGAAUCCAUCCUUAAAUUCCUUUGCCAUUGUACGGGUGAAUAUUCUCAAUGAAAAGAACCAUCCCCCCAAAAUAGGGAUCAAUUUUGUGUCUGAAUUGAAGAAGGACACUGCAGCUAUUUACGAAGGAACUAAAGUGGGCAGUUAUCUUGCUUAUGUGAAUGUGGUGGACAAUGAUUUUGGAGCAAAUGGAGAAGUGAGUUGUAAAUUAGAACAUGAUAAAGUUGUCCUCUCACAUUUAGGAUCAAAGGAAUACAAGAUUACUCUGAAGAAACCACUUGACAGAGAAAAAUUAGACCAUUUUAACAUGAGAAUUGUGUGUGAAGACAAUGGAAGCCCUGCUUUGAAGACGGAGAGAAAGAUCUCAAUCCAAGUAAUGGAUGUGAAUGAUGUGCAACCGCAAUUUACCAAAGAUACAUUCCACUUCCUCACCUAUGAGAAUGGUAAAGCAAACUUUCCUAUAGGUUUUAUCAAUGCCACUGACCCAGACCUGGCAAGUGCUGGUCAAUUGACGUUCUCACUGUUGAGUAAAGACAGAAAUAACAUACCGUUCCAGGUGAGUGAUUAUGGUUUUAUUACCAGCAACAUACCAUUGGACAGAGAAGAAGAAGACAUGUAUAAGUUUGAGGUUUUUGUCAAAGACAAUGGUAAACCGUCGUUGAAUAACACAGCGAAUGUUGUUGUUGAGGUUUUAGACAGAAACGACAAUAAUCCGUAUUUCAUCUACCCUACAACUGACCCUUUCCAUAUCAAUGUCCACUACCACCCGCAAAGUACCAAUGCCAUCACUGUGAUUAGAGCGUCUGACAGAGACAGUCAUUUAAAUGCGUUCCUCAAAUAUGGAAUACUUGACGGUAACAAUAAACGCUUGUUUACACUCAACUCUUUAACUGGUCAAAUGUCUUUCUCGCGUGCACCUCAUCUCAAUGAUGCUGGCUCAUACGAACUGGUGCUUGUGGUCAAGGAUUCUGGAAGCCCAGUGUUGUCAGCCACAACUACUGUGUCUUUGUCAUUAAGGGUCACUAACAAGACAUCAGCACCGAUGCCGACUGUCCACUUAGAGAAGAACAGAACACUGGACGUACCAUUAUUGAUUAUCCUUGUAGUAGCAGCUGUAAUAGUAGCUGUGGUGAUUGUAGUGUCGAUCACACUGUGUAUUGUGAAAUGUAGCAGUGGUCAGUCUCGCUCUGCCAAGAACACUAGGAAAGGUGUUAAUAGGUCAGCUAUAUGUAACAGAAUUGAUCAACCAUUACCGUGUCAGAGCAGCAGUAUUCCUGGUACCCCAGUGAGGUACUCUUCAGAGAUGAAUAAUAGAAACAUGCCAUUUGUGGAAUGUAAGGAAGAUUUCUACCCGCAGUAUGAGUCUCAGAUUGAUUGGUCAAACGUGGGUUCCUUGGAAAAGAGUCCACCCAAUACAAUAUUGUUACCAACAAGAAUUAAAAAUUGUGUCUGUGUAGAUCUGAGCUAUCAUGUAGAAGAAGAAAGCAGUCCCUUUACUUUUGUUGGGGAUAUUGCUGCUGACACACAGAUGGAAGAAACGGACUCUCUUGUGGGAAAUAACUUCAUCACAUACAACCAAAUGCAACAGCAAUGGACAGAGAAUUCACAUUUAUUCAAUGUCACACAAGAUGGUAAAUUGUACACGGCUCAAACAUUGGAUGCUGAGAAACUGUGUACAUACGAAUCAGAAUGUGUUAGAUACAUCAAAGUUGCUGUACAUAGAAGGAAGACAUUUUUGAAAGUUAUUAAAAUUAAAGUAAUUAUAGAAGACAUUAAUGAUCACAGCCCUGAGUUUCCUCAAAAAGAAAUAAAUAUGACAUUUGAUGAGCGUGAUGGAGAAGGUGCUGAAGAAUUAAUUCCAGAUGCCUUUGACAAAGAUGUUGGAAUGGAAAACUCUGAAAUUACAUAUAAAUUAAAGAAACAAUUUAGCGAUCCAUUUAUAUUGUCUGUGAGGAAAACUAUCACUGGAGGGGCAAAGAUAGGAAUUAUUCUUGGAGACAAACUAGACAGAGAAAUACAAGAUAGUUACAAUCUAGAAGUGAUAGCUAAUGAUGGAGGACAACCUUCGAAACAAGGAAUUUUACAUGUUCAUAUAAAAAUAAUUGAUGUGAAUGAUAACUCACCAGUUUUUUCACAACAUAUUUACAAUAUUUCCAUCAAAAAUACACAUCCUAACAACAACCCUAUUUUGACAUUGUCUGCAAAAGACCCAGAUUCUGGCAAUAAUGGUAAAGUGUCUUAUUUUUUUAGUUCAAAAACACCAGAACGCACAAGACAGUAUUUCAGACUGAACCAACAAACUGGGGAAUUAUUUGUAGAAAAACCAUUAACAUCACAAACAAAGAAUAUUCUCAAGAUGUAUGUGGAGGCGAAAGAUGGUGGGAAUCCUUCUUUAAAUUCCUUUGCCAUUGUACGGGUGAAUAUUCUCAAUGAAAAGAACCAUCCCCCCAAAAUAGGGAUCAAUUUUGUGUCUGAAUUGAAGAAGGACACUGCAGCUAUUUAUGAAGGAACUAAAGUGGGCAGAUCAAAGGAAUACAAGAUUACUCUGAAGAAACCACUUGACAGAGAAACAUUAGACCAUUUUAACAUGAGAAUUGUGUGUGAAGACAAUGGAAGCCCUGCUUUAAAGAUGGAGAGAAAGAUCUCAAUCCAAGUAAUGGAUGUGAAUGAUGUGCAACCGCAAUUUACCAAAGAUACAUUCCACUUCCUCACCUAUGAGAAUGGUAAAGCAAACUUUCCUAUAGGUUUUAUCAAUGCCACUGACCCAGACCUGGCAAGUGCUGGUCAACUGACGUUCUCACUGUUGAGUAAAGACAGAAAUAACAUACCGUUCCAGGUGAGUGAUUAUGGUUUUAUUACCAGCAACAUACCAUUGGACAGAGAAGAAGAAGACAUGUAUAAGUUUGAGGUUUUUGUCAAAGACAAUGGUAAACCGUCGUUGAAUAACACAGCGAAUGUUGUUGUUGAGGUUUUAGACAGAAACGACAAUAAUCCGUAUUUCAUCUACCCUACAACUGACCCUUUCCAUAUCAAUGUCCACUACCACCCGCAAAGUACCAAUGCCAUCACUGUGAUUAGAGCGUCUGACAGCGACAGUCAUUUAAAUGCGUUCCUCAAAUAUGGAAUACUUGACGGUAACAAUAAACGCUUGUUUACACUCAACUCUUUAACUGGUCAAAUGUCUUUCUCGCGUGCACCUCAUCUCAAUGAUGCUGGCUCAUACGAACUGGUGCUUGUGGUCAAGGAUUCUGGAAGCCCAGUGUUGUCAGCCACAACUACUGUGUCUUUGUCAUUAAGGGUCACUAACAAGACAUCAGCACCGAUGCCGACUGUCCACUUAGAGAAGAACAGAACACUGGACGUACCAUUAUUGAUUAUCCUUGUAGUAGCAGCUGUAAUAGUAGCUGUGGUGAUUGUAGUGUCGAUCACACUGUGUAUUGUGAAAUGUAGCAGUGGUCAGUCUCGCUCUGCCAAGAACGCUAGGAAAGGUGUUAAUAGGUCAGCUAUAUGUAACAGAAUUGAUCAACCUUUACCGUGUCAGAGCAGCAGUAUUCCUGGUACCCCAGUGAGGUACUCUUCAGAGAUGAAUAAUAGAAACAUGCCAUUUGUGGAAUGUAAGGAAGAUUUCUACCCGCAGUAUGAGUCUCAGAUUGAUUGGUCAAACGUGGGUACCCUGGAGAAGAGUCCACCCAAUACAAUAUUGCAUUCUGUGAUGGAAGUAGGCUGUGUGUGGAAUACAUACUUACUUGCAAAUGUCCUCAAUCUAUUACUACACAGUUGUGUCUGUGUAGAUCUGAGCUAUCAUGUAGAAGAAGAAAGCAGUCCCUUUACUUUUGUUGGGGAUAUUGCUGCUGACACACAGAUGGAAGAAACGGACUCUCUUGUGGGAAAUAACUUCAUCACAUACAACCAAAUACAGAGACAAAGAACAGGAAAUUCACAUUUGUUUAAUGUCACACAAGAUGGUAAAUUGUACACGGCUCAAACAUUGGAUGCAGAGAAACUGUGUACAUAUGAAUCAGAUUGUGUUAGAUAUAUCAAAGUUGCUGUACGUAGAAGGAAGACAUUUUUGAAAGUUAUUAAAAUUAAAGUAAUUAUAGAAGACAUUAAUGAUCACAGCCCUGAGUUUCCUCAACCAGAUGUAGAAAUUAUAUUUAAUGAGGAAGAUCGUGAAGGAGCCGAAAGAUUAAUUCCAGAUGCCAUUGAUAGAGAUGUUGGAAUGGAAAAUUCAGAAGUUACAUACAAAUUGAAGAAACAAUUUAGUGAUCCAUUUAUAUUGUCUGUGAAGAAAACUAUAACCGGAAGAGCAAAGAUAGGAAUUAUUCUUGGAGACAAACUAGACAGAGAAAUCAAAGAUAGUUACAAUCUAGAAGUGAUAGCUAAUGAUGGAGGGCAACCUUCAAAACAAGGAAUUCUACAUGUUCAUAUAAAAAUAAUUGAUGUGAAUGAUAACUCACCAGUUUUUUCAAAACAUAUUUACAAUAUUUCCAUCAAAAAUACACAUCCUAACAACAACCCUAUUUUGACAUUGUCUGCAAAAGACCCAGAUUCUGGCAAUAAUGGUAAAGUGUCUUAUUUUUUUAGUCCGGAAACACCAGAACGUACAAGAAGACAUUUCAGACUAAACAAACAAACUGGAGAAUUAUUUGUAGAAAAACCAUUAACAUCACAAACAAAGAAUAUUCUCAAGAUGUAUGUGGAGGCGAAAGAUGGAGGGAAUCCUUCUUUAAAUUCCUUUGCCAUUGUACGGAUGAAUAUUCUCAAUGAAAAGAACCAUCCUCCUGAAAUUGAUAUAAAUUUUGUGUCUGAAUUGAAGAAGGGCACUGCAGCUAUUUACGAAGGGACAAAAGUGGGCAGUUAUCUAGCUUAUGUGAAUGUGGUGGACAAUGAUUUUGGAGCAAAUGGAGAAGUGAGUUGUAAAUUAGAACAUGAUACAGUUGUCCUCUCACAUUUAGGAUCAAAGGAAUACAAGAUUACUCUGAAGAAAUCCCUUGACAGAGAAAAAUUAGACCAUUUUAACAUGAGAAUUGUGUGUGAAGACAAUGGAAGCCCUGCUUUAAAGACGGAGAGAAAGAUCUCAAUCCAAGUAAUGGAUGUGAAUGAUGUGCAACCGCAAUUUACCAAAGAUACAUUCCACUUCCUCACCUAUGAGAAUGGUAAAGCAAACUUUCCUAUAGGUUUUAUCAAUGCCACUGACCCAGACCUGGCAAGUGCUGGUCAACUGACGUUCUCACUGUUGAGUAAAGACAGAAAUAACAUACCGUUCCAGGUGAGUGAUUAUGGUUUUAUUACCAGCAACAUACCAUUGGACAGAGAAGAAGAAGACAUGUAUAAGUUUGAGGUUUUCGUCAAAGACAAUGGUAAACCGUCGUUGAAUAACACAGCGAAUGUUGUUGUUGAGGUUUUAGACAGAAACGACAAUAAUCCGUAUUUCAUCUACCCUACAACUGACCCUUUCCAUAUCAAUGUCCACUACCACCCGCAAAGUACCAAUGCCAUCACUGUGAUUAGAGCGUCUGACAGAGACAGUCAUUUAAAUGCGUUCCUCAAAUAUGGAAUACUUGACGGUAACAAUAAACGCUUGUUUACACUCAACUCUUUAACUGGUCAAAUGUCUUUCUCGCGUGCACCUCAUCUCAACGAUGCUGGCUCAUACGAACUGGUGCUUGUGGUCAAGGAUUCUGGAAGCCCAGUGUUGUCAGCCACAACUACUGUGUCUUUGUCAUUAAGGGUCACUAACAAGACAUCAGCACCGAUGCCGACUGUCCACUUAGAGAAGAACAGAACACUGGACGUACCAUUAUUGAUUAUCCUUGUAGUAGCAGCUGUAAUAGUAGCUGUGGUGAUUGUAGUGUCGAUCACACUGUGUAUUGUGAAAUGUAGCAGUGGUCAGUCUCGCUCUGCCAAGAGCACUAGGAAAGGUGUUAAUAGGUCAGCUAUAUGUAACAGAAUUGAUCAACCUUUACCGUGUCAGAGCAGCAGUAUUCCUGGUACCCCAGUGAGGUACUCUUCAGAGAUGAAUAAUAGAAACAUGCCAUUUGUGGAAUGUAAGGAAGAUUUCUACCCGCAGUAUGAGUCUCAGAUUGAUUGGUCAAACGUGGGUACCCUAGAGAAGAGUCCACCCAAUACUAUAUUGAAUCCAUGCCAUAGAUUGGUCAGAUAUAUAGUCUUACAUAGCUCACACGUAACUACAAUAUUUUCAUUAUUGGUCAACGGUAUUCUGAAUUACCAACAAGAAUUAAAAAAUAAAACCACAUUUCUGCCAAGGAAAAAAGAUAUUGUUACACAGACAGACUCUGGAAUAUUCUUCUCCUAUGUUGUUGGUUCGGUGAAAUUAGAUGCAAAUUGUGUCUGUGUAGAUCUGAGCUAUCAUGUAGAAGAAGAAAGCAGUCCCUUUACUUUUGUUGGGGAUAUUGCUGCUGACACACAGAUGGAAGAAACGGACUCUCUUGUGGGAAAUAAUUUCAUCACAUACAACCAAAUGCAACAGCAAUGGACAGAGAAUUCACAUUUAUUCAACGUCACACAAGAUGGUAAAUUGUACACGGCUCAAACAUUGGAUGCUGAGAAACUGUGUACAUAUGAAUCAGAGUGUGUUAGAUACAUCAAAGUUGCUGUACGUAGAAGGAAGACAUUUUUGAAAAUUAUUAAAAUUCAGGUUAUUAUAGAAGACAUUAAUGAUCACAGCCCUGAGUUUGCUCAGACACAACUGAAUAUUACAUUUGAUGAACGUGAUGGAGAAGGAGCCGAAAGAUUAAUUCCAGAUGCCUUUGACAAAGAUGUUGGAAUGGAAAAUUCAGAAAUUACAUAUAAAUUGAAGAAACAAUUUAGUGAUCCAUUUAUAUUGUCUGUGAGAAAAACCAUCACAGGAAGAGCAAAGAUAGGAAUUAUUCUUGGAGAAAAACUAGACAGAGAAAUCAAAGAUAGUUACAAUCUAGAAGUGAUAGCUAAUGAUGGAGGGCAGCCUUCAAAAGAAGGAAUUUUACAUGUUCAUAUAAAAAUAAUUGAUGUGAAUGAUAACUCACCGAUUUUUUCAAAACAUAUUUACAAUAUUUCCAUCAAAAAUACACAUCCUAACAACAACCCCAUUUUGACAUUGUCUGCAAAAGACCCAGAUUCUGGCAACAAUGGUAAAGUGUCUUAUUUCUUUAGUCCGGAAACACCAGAACGUACAAGAAGACAUUUCAGACUGAACCAACAAACUGGGGAAUUAUUUGUAGAAAAACCAUUAUCACAAACAAAGAAUAUUCUCAAGAUGUAUGUGGAGGCGAAAGAUGGAGGGAAUCCUUCUUUAAAUUCCUUUGCCAUUGUACGAGUGAAUAUUCUCAAUGAAAAGAACCAUCCUCCCAAAAUAGGGAUCAAUUUUGUGUCUGAAUUGAAGAAGGACACUGCAGCGAUUUACGAAGGAACUAAAGUGGGCAGUUUUCUUGCUUAUGUGAAUGUGGUGGACAAUGAUUUUGGAGCGAAUGGAGAAGUGAGUUGUAAAUUAGAACAUGAUAAAGUUGUCCUCUCACAUUUAGGAUCAAAGGAAUACAAGAUUACUCUGAAGAAACCACUUGACAGAGAAACAUUAGACCAUUUCAACAUGAGAAUUGUGUGUGAAGACAAUGGAAGCCCUGCUUUAAAGACGGAGAGAAAGAUCUCAAUCCAAGUAAUGGAUGUGAAUGAUGUGCAACCGCAAUUUACCAAAGAUACAUUCCACUUCCUCACCUAUGAGAAUGGUAAAGCAAACUUUCCUAUAGGUUUUAUCAAUGCCACUGACCCAGACCUGGCAAGUGCUGGUCAACUGACGUUCUCACUGUUGAGUAAAGACAGAAAUAACAUACCGUUCCAGGUGAGUGAUUAUGGUUUUAUUACCAGCAACAUACCAUUGGACAGAGAAGAAGAAGACAUGUAUAAGUUUGAGGUUUUUGUCAAAGACAAUGGUAAACCGUCGUUGAAUAACACAGCGAAUGUUGUUGUUGAGGUUUUAGACAGAAACGACAAUAAUCCGUAUUUCAUCUACCCUACAACUGACCCUUUCCAUAUCAAUGUCCACUACCACCCGCAAAGUACCAAUGCCAUCACUGUGAUUAGAGCGUCUGACAGAGACAGUCAUUUAAAUGCGUUCCUCAAAUAUGGAAUACUUGACGGUAACAAUAAACGCUUGUUUACACUCAACUCUUUAACUGGUCAAAUGUCUUUCUCGCGUGCACCUCAUCUCAACGAUGCUGGCUCAUACGCACUGGUGCUUGUGGUCAAGGAUUCUGGAAGCCCAGUGUUGUCAGCCACAACUACUGUGUCUUUGUCAUUAAGGGUCACUAACAAGACAUCAGCACCGAUGCCGACUGUCCACUUAGAGAAGAACAGAACACUGGACGUACCAUUAUUGAUUAUCCUUGUAGUAGCAGCUGUAAUAGUAGCUGUGGUGAUUGUAGUGUCGAUCACACUGUGUAUUGUGAAAUGUAGCAGUGGUCAGUCUCGCUCUGCCAAGAGCACUAGGAAAGGUGUUAAUAGGUCAGCUAUAUGUAACAGAAUUGAUCAACCUUUACCGUGUCAGAGCAGCAGUAUUCCUGGUACCCCAGUGAGGUACUCUUCAGAGAUGAAUAAUAGAAACAUGCCAUUUGUGGAAUGUAAGGAAGAUUUCUACCCGCAGUAUGAGUCUCAGAUUGAUUGGUCAAACGUGGGUACCCUGGAGAAGAGUCCACCCAAUACAAUAUUGCCCCCAAUGCCACCCAUCCAGAUAUCUGGAAAGUACAACUGUGAAUGGAUAUUUGAUGAAGUUAUAUACAGGACGGCCCAAAAAUUUCAAUAUAAAACCACGAGAUAUGAUUUAACAUUCUGUGAUGGAAAAUGUGUUAGAUUUAUCAAAGUUGCCUUACGUAAAAAGAAGACAUUUUUGAAAAUCAUUAAAAUUAAAGUAAUUAUAGAAGAUAUUAAUGAUCACAGCCCUGAGUUUCCUCAGAGUGAGAUAAAUCUGACAUUUGGUGAACGUGAUGGGGAGGGUGCUGAAGGAUUGAUUCCAGAAGCCUUUGACAAAGAUAUUGGAAUGGAAAACUCAGAAGUUACAUAUAAAUUGAAGAAACAAUUUAGUGAUCCAUUUAUAUUGUCUGUGAGGAAAACUAUCACUGGAGGGGCAAAGAUAGGAAUUAUUCUUGGAGACAAACUAGACAGAGAAAUGCAAGAUAGUUACAAUCUAGAAGUGAUAGCUAAUGAUGGAGGGCAACCUUCAAAACAAGGAAUUCUACAUGUUCAUAUAAAAAUAAUUGAUGUGAAUGAUAACUCACCAGUUUUUUCAAAACAUAUUUACAAUAUUUCUAUCAAAAAUACACAUCCUAACAACAACCCUAUUUUGACAUUGUCUGCAAAAGACCCAGAUUCUGGCAAUAAUGGUAAAGUGUCUUAUUUUUUGAGUUCAAAAACACCAGAACGCACAAGACAGUAUUUCAGACUGAACCAACAAACUGGGGAAUUAUUUGUAGAAAAACCAUUGACAUCACAAACAAAGAAUAUUCUCAAGAUGUAUGUUGAGGCGAAAGAUGGAGGGAAUCCUUCUUUAAAUUCCUUUGCCAUUGUACGGGUGAAUAUUCUCAAUGAAAAGAACCAUGCUCCUGAAAUUGAUAUAGAUUUUGUGUCUGAAUUGAAGAAGGACACUGCAGCUAUUUACGAAGGAACAAAAGUGGGCAGUUAUCUAGCUUAUGUGAAUGUGGUGGACAACGAUGUUGGAGCAAAUGGAGAAGUGAGUUGUAAAUUAGAACAUGAUAAAGUUGUCCUCUCACAUUUAGGAUCAAAGGAAUACAAGAUUACUCUGAAGAAACCACUUGACAGAGAAAAAUUAGACCAUUUUAACAUGAGAAUUGUGUGUGAAGACAAUGGAAGCCCUGCUUUAAAGACGGAGAGAAAGAUCUCAAUCCAAGUAAUGGAUGUGAAUGAUGUGCAACCGCAAUUUACCAAAGAUACAUUCCACUUCCUCACCUAUGAGAAUGGUAAAGCAAACUUUCCUAUAGGUUUUAUCAAUGCCACUGACCCAGACCUGGCAAGUGCUGGUCAACUGACGUUCUCACUGUUGAGUAAAGACAGAAAUAACAUACCGUUCCAGGUGAGUGAUUAUGGUUUUAUUACCAGCAACAUACCAUUGGACAGAGAAGAAGAAGACAUGUAUAAGUUUGAGGUUUUUGUCAAAGACAAUGGUAAACCGUCGUUGAAUAACACAGCGAAUGUUGUUGUUGAGGUUUUAGACAGAAACGACAAUAAUCCGUAUUUCAUCUACCCUACAACUGACCCUUUCCAUAUCAAUGUCCACUACCACCCGCAAAGUACCAAUGCCAUCACUGUGAUUAGAGCGUCUGACAGAGACAGUCAUUUAAAUGCGUUCCUCAAAUAUGGAAUACUUGACGGUAACAAUAAACGCUUGUUUACACUCAACUCUUUAACUGGUCAAAUGUCUUUCUCGCGUGCACCUCAUCUCAACGAUGCUGGCUCAUACGAACUGGUGCUUGUGGUCAAGGAUUCUGGAAGCCCAGUGUUGUCAGCCACAACUACUGUGUCUUUGUCAUUAAGGGUCACUAACAAGACAUCAGCACCGAUGCCGACUGUCCACUUAGAGAAGAACAGAACACUGGACGUACCAUUAUUGAUUAUCCUUGUAGUAGCAGCUGUAAUAGUAGCUGUGGUGAUUGUAGUGUCGAUCACACUGUGUAUUGUGAAAUGUAGCAGUGGUCAGUCUCGCUCUGCCAAGAGCACUAGGAAAGGUGUUAAUAGGUCAGCUAUAUGUAACAGAAUUGAUCAACCUUUACCGUGUCAGAGCAGCAGUAUUCCUGGUACCCCAGUGAGGUACUCUUCAGAGAUGAAUAAUAGAAACAUGCCAUUUGUGGAAUGUAAGGAAGAUUUCUACCCGCAGUAUGAGUCUCAGAUUGAUUGGUCAAACGUGGGUACCCUGGAGAAGAGUCCACCCAAUACAAUAUUGUUACCAACAAGAAUUAAAAAAUAAAAGCAUGUCUCAGCCACAGAAAUGCAAUGUUACACAGACAGACUUUGGAAUAUUCUGUCAGGAUCUUACCAUUCUGGAACAUUUCAUGGAGACAUACAUACAUACACACACAAACACGCACACACUGUAUACAUGCAAGCAUACAUAUUCAUACAUUGACAUACACUGUACACACAGUUACAUACACAUAUACGCACACACAUGC
This is a messenger RNA of Octopus sinensis (East Asian common octopus), 12310 nucleotides long. Its product is annotated as cadherin-23-like. The coding region runs from base 136 to 12105 and encodes 3989 amino acids. Gene Ontology annotation, biological process: homophilic cell-cell adhesion. The record is from RefSeq and is a predicted model, not a curated record. The transcript is spliced from 15 exons. Gene Ontology annotation, cellular component: plasma membrane. Lineage: Eukaryota; Metazoa; Mollusca; Cephalopoda; Octopoda; Octopodidae. Gene Ontology annotation, molecular function: calcium ion binding.